Raphanus sativus (radish) is the source of this 1625-nucleotide messenger RNA. Its product is annotated as probable WRKY transcription factor 35. Gene Ontology annotation, cellular component: nucleus. Lineage: Eukaryota; Viridiplantae; Streptophyta; Magnoliopsida; Brassicales; Brassicaceae. Gene Ontology annotation, biological process: regulation of DNA-templated transcription. Gene Ontology annotation, molecular function: DNA-binding transcription factor activity; transcription cis-regulatory region binding. The record is from RefSeq and is a predicted model, not a curated record.
AUUCCUUAUAUCAUUCACCACCUUUUAAUAUUUAUUACUUCAUUAAAUCUGAUCGUCCUCCUUCUCUAACAUGGAGAAGUGGUAGAAGAUAUUUACAUUCUGAAAGUCAGCAUCUCUCUCGUUUCAUCAACCAUUCUCGUCUUCUUCAUCCUCUUACUCUUUUCCCAAGCAAAUAAUCAACAUCCAUACACACGAUCGAGACUUGUAAAUCUUACUUCUCUCUCGGAUAAUACACACGCGUCAUAGACAUAUUAUGUUUUAUGUGCAGUGUCUUUGAGUCUUUAGACAUGGACAACUUCCAAGGAGACCUAACCGACGUUGUACGAGGAAUCGGAUCUAGACACAUGACAUCAUCUCCUGGGCCACCGGAAGGUCCAUCACCGAGCAGUUUGUCUCCGCCGCUGACUUCGGAUUUUCACGUGGAUUUCCCCUCCUUCGCUAACUCUGAGAUGAAUCCCUUUGGCGACCCGUUCGUAAGCAUGACAGAUCCUCUCCUCAACCUCCCGGCCAACUUCUCCGGCGCCGGAGAUAGCAAAAGCAACAACAGUUUUGCAGUCUUUCCGAACGUUACUGUGGAUGAUCACAUCAAGAGUCAAUGCAGUGUCUUCCCAAGAAUCCGAAUUUCGCAAAGAAACAUCAUCCAAGAUGCAUCCAAGUGUAAUUCCCCAGCUAUGGCCACCUCCUCCGUUGCAGCAGCUUCGCCGUGGGGGAUGAUCAGCGUUGAUAGCACUAACAGUCCAAGAAACUGUUUACUGGUCGAUAAUCAUAACAUCACGUCAUCUUCUUCGCAGAUUCAGAUCUCUUCUUCCCCUCAGAAUUUUGGCAUAAAGAGGAGGAAGGGCCAGGGAAAGAAAGUGGUGUGUAUACCUGCUCCAGCCGCCAUGAACAGCCGGUCCAGCGGAGAAGUUGUUCCGUCUGAUCUUUGGGCCUGGCGAAAAUACGCAAAACCCAUCAAAGGUUCUCCUUAUCCCAGGUAUAUAACAUUUGGUUACUACAGAUGUAGCAGCUCGAAAGGUUGUCCAGCUAGGAAACAAGUGGAACGUAGCCGCACCGAUCCAAACAUGUUAGUCAUUACUUACACAUCAGAACAUAACCAUCCAUGGCCGACUCAACGCAACGCUCUCGCCGGCUCUACUCGUUCUUCCUCAUCCUCCUCUUCAAACCCGUGUUCUAAAUCCGCAACCGCAACUACUUCCGCCUCGUCCAGAGUCUCCCAAAACAAAGAUGAACCCAAUAAGUCCCACUUGCCAUUCACAUCCACUUCUCAUGUGGCCAAAACGGUUAAGGAGGAAGACGUUGAGAAGUGUCAGGAAAAUAUAGAAUUCGAUGACGUUGAUGACACCUAUAGACCGGAGUUUCAACAUCAUCUGGGGGAUUUCUUCGCCGAUCUUGACGAUCUCGAGGAAGAUUUUCUAACUAUGUUGUGCACUCAAGGAUUCUCCGGAGAUAAUAGCGGUGGAGGUAACCUGGAUAACAAAAGAAUGAUUCCCGACGUUUUUAGCGACUUCUUCGACGACGACUCUUCAAGAUCGUUAUAAAUACACCAAAUUUCAGUAACAAAAGAUCGUUCUAAAUAUUCUUAAUAUGUAAUCUAGUCAUGAAUUUCGUGUAAUUCGAAUAACAUA